GUCAAGCUGCAGGGGCGUUCACAGUACCUCGGAAUUUUGAGGAACUUGAGUUGUCUGACCAGAACACACAAGGAGUCCCAAUUUAGCCGAGUAGCUGUAAAGGAAAGGCACACCACACUUGUUUUUAACAUCCAUGUUCUUUUGGUCAGAGCGCAUUUUUACCACCUAUUCCACGUCAACAGCAUAAAACCGAUAUCCAACAAAGUUAAGCUCGAUUUUCGAAUAUUUCAUUGCUGAAAGUGGGUGAAACGUAUUUCGCAACAAACAUACCAAUCCGAAGCCGUCCGAGUGCUGUGAUUGGAAAACAUUGAUUUGGGCUUCUAAAACGACUCGGAGACGCAUUAAAGCGCGCGUGGCGGAGCACUUCUGACGCGGGUCAACACGUACAAAUCGAAAACGUUUCCGUGGCGUCACAGACCAGCGAGUGUUUGUCGGAGCUCACCUGACGACGAAAUCAGAGUGCUUAGGAGGACACAUUUAUGCACGCAACGCUGGUCGUGAUCUCCGACACAAAGAUGAUUUCAGAAGCUAACGUAACCGCUCGCACGGCCUUGAGCGCUUCAGGCAAGCCGAGUCAAAUAGUUGCGUUGCCGUCAAAAUUGCCUUGUAGCCUCGCUUUGGGUCGAACAAAGCAAACCGACGUUAGUAGGAUUAAGAAAUUCCAGAACAUCUAUCGCGUCAACACACCUGCACGUGGCGCAUUGGAGAAGUGCUGUAAGUAUGGCCGAUUCAAUGACACUCCGGAAUUUGACACACGCGAAAGAAACGCAAUACGCCCUCGAUACACUGCGCCUAAUUACUUGUAUACGUUUAAGAUUCGCAUUUAAAGUACGAGGCUGAUGCUUCCAAAACUCCACCCACGUUUUAUCACUCCAUGAGUUGCUAUUUUCAACGGUGAGUCUGGGAAUUCCAAUUGUCCAAAAAAUCACGAGAACGCAACACUUGGCCACCUUCACAAGUUUUCACGAAAAGCAAUUGAGUGAAAUGAGUGACACACUCAAGCAAGAAAAACCAUGCAAGGCUAGUUUACAUAUUCAUAAGUAACACGAGGAAAUUAUCAUUAUUAUUAGUUCCCAAAAUAUAUGCAUCGUUUUCUUUUAGUCUAGUGGUGCUCAAACCUUUUACACCAAGAAGGUUUUACCAUAUCGAAAAUAGUAUGAACUCUCAAGUACCACAAUCACAUUCCGCGACACGCGAGCCUCGGCCGAAACGUUUUCCCAUCGCUUCCGUGCCGCAAGGUCAACCAUAACAUAUUCGCCAUCGAGUGGACUCAACGAUUGGCUGCUAAGAGGACAAAAUAUUGAAUAAUAAUAAAUCUCCUUCAUAAGGCCCACGAUACAAUAUAGUUGCGUUUAAUCUUCAACAACUGCUUACUUGUUUUUUUGUUUUUACACUUAUUUGGGUACAAUUUAUUAAACUUUCAGAUACAAUACAUUUUAGGUUAAGUACAGUUUUUUAUUUUACAAUAUUUUACACAGUGUUAACGUUCAAACUGCAAACGUAACAGUCACUUACAAUAUCAAGUACAUGUGCGCUUUUUCUGAAUAAAGAAGUUUGGUGGUGGUGCCCGGUGGGGCUGCAGGCACAGAAUGGCAGCCACUCUCGGCCCAGGCGAGCAAUUGUAAAGCGGCUUUGAGUUCCUUGAAAAGCGUUAUAUAAGAGUACCUGUAAUGCAUUAAUGUUGGUGGAAUGUGAUUUUUUUUUUUUCAAUAUAAGUUAAUAAAAGAGGAAGCUUUUGUGUGCAGUUUUUUUUUAAGUCGUCCCAAGUUAUCAAAAAGGUUAUGUAUAUAAUUUCCAAUAAAAAAUAACGUUUCCUUUCUUACAGUCCAAUGAGUACUUUGACUUUUACCAGUCAGUCUUUUUGCUUUUUUUCCUCUCUUAUCAUUUGUAUUUCUACUUGAGCACGGAGAGUGAGUGCGUUUUGUCACCUUUGAAAAUAGUAUAUACAUACAGUACAAUAGACAAGAAAUUUUGUUUUAGCAAAUGAUAUAAUCAAUAGAUAUUUGUUCCAUAUCAGCAUGUGUAUUGAUGGCGGCUGUGUGUAUUUUCUACAUAUUCAGACCUCUUGACAUGUCGAUGAGCCUCUUAACUCAGCUAACGGUCACACAGUGUUACUGAUUGCAAAGCGAGUAAAUAAACAACGAUUCGAGUACACCGUACACACAGUACAAGCCUGAUUUAAAGUUUGGGCGUUGCUGACACGACAUGACUCAAUUCUUGUGAACGGGUUGCAUGCGCAAUCUACUAAAGAGUAGAUCUCGCGCCCCACCAAGACAUUGCGCGAUCUGUUCACCCGCUUAGUAAAUGAGUACACGAUUUGACGAUUGGUACCGCACUACCAUUUUCUAUGCCUUGCAAAUUUCAGCUGGUUUUGAGGGGGCGAUCCUGUCUCGUGAAAAGUGGCCACUGUUUCCCUCUCCCCUCUUCACUGCUCGGGCUAUACGGACUUGAAUUACGACAACAACUGGGGGCGGAACUAGGGCGUUAAGACGAGGCACGUGGGUUGUACUUAAGGAAGUGGGAGCUCCCCGACUAAAUAAAAAAGGCAAGCACCGAUGAAGACAAAAUCAUUUUCACUCGUGGAGACAGGAUUUUAUACACUUGUGAAUAAGUAUCCAGAUUGUUGUACAUCUGGGUGGCGCAUGCAACAUCUUCGUUCUAUGUGCCACAGGAGCAUAAUGUCAGGAGUCGAAAGGAUAGGGACCAAGGAAUUCUGGAGGGCCGUGGCUGCAGAAUUCCUGGCCACGCUCCUAUUCGUGUUUCUCGGAUUGGGCUCCACCCUCAAUUGGUAUGAGGCGAAUCCAAAUCCUGUGCCACCUCCAAGUCCGGGAGAUCCUCCUCAGGCGGACCACAGGGUCCUCAUUUCGCUUUGCUUCGGCUUAACCAUUGCCACCAUGGUGCAAUGCUUUGGCCACAUAAGCGGCGGGCACAUCAACCCAGCUGUGACUCUGGCAAUGCUCGUGACCAAGAAAGUGAGCAUAGUAAAGGGGGCGUUCUAUGUGGUGGCCCAGCUUGUGGGCGGCAUCGCAGGUUCCGGACUCCUGUACCUCAUCACACCUGACAAACGAAGGGGGACGUUGGGCGUCUGCACGGUGCAUCCGGAUAUCAACCAGGGGCUCGGCCUACUGGUGGAGCUGCUCUUAACGUUCCAGCUGGUCUUCACCAUUUUUGCCACGUGCGACUCCAAACGGACUGACCUCGGCGGAUCUGCUUCCUUUGCCAUCGGUGUGUCCAUAACAAUUGGUCACUUAUUUGGGAUCCCUUACACUGGAGCCAACAUGAAUCCUGCUCGUUCCUUCGGUCCUGCGCUCGUCACGCUGAGCUUUGAUCAGCACUGGGUGUACUGGAUCGGGCCCAUCCUGGGUGCCAUCAUGGCGGGACUCCUGUAUGACUUCCUGUUCUGCCCGGACUGCUGCAAACCCAGUCCGGGGCAGGUGAUUCCCAAGGCCCAAACGGGCACCUACAAGGAGGUGGACAAGGAUGGCCCGGACUCCAUGCAGCAGGUCAAGAAGAAGAAGAGGACCGAGAGAAAAGACCCGCCGCCGACGAGAGAAGUGUUGUCCACUGUCUGACGAGCACGUGCGCCGGAAAUGGACAGCAACGUGUAAGAGAGAAUGACAACAGAUUUGCCUUUCGUCUUCAGUCCCCUACCCUGCACCUCCGAUGCUUUCAGAUAAUUCAUCCUUGAAUGCGUUUUGAGUCCAACAGGCUUUGUGCACUGAGCAAUUUAGAUUACGUGUUCCCACAUAGCUUUGCUCGCAGCAGAAAAGACAGUCUGCAGUGCAAGCGAGUGUGGAAGCUCCACCAAUUACGUAGGGUCGUUGAUCGAGUGAGGAAGAAAAUGUGGCCUUGUUAUUUUGGGAUUUGUGUCACAUUAGUCCAUGCAAAGUGCAUGUCAUGUAUAAGCGUAUUACUGCACAAUUAAUAUAAGGUGACUGACUGCUCUCUAUUUUCAGUGCAUAGGUGUAUGCACUCAUGGAAAACGCACUCUUUGUAAAAAUGUUCAUUUUUACUUUUUUAUUUUUUGCAUAUUCACUGAAUAAUUGCAGUGCAUGCCCUGGAAGAUUAUAUGGUUGUAAAAAAAAUUAUCUGCACUGGUUUACUAGUUUUAGUACAUCUAAUAUAAGAUGAACGAUCUGAUCUGGAAUUGGUGCUAUGACAAUUUUAUGUAAGAUAUGAUAAUAAAGUUGAUUUCCCAAA
This is a messenger RNA of Phycodurus eques (leafy seadragon), 4200 nucleotides long. It is a transcript of the gene aqp4, whose product is annotated as aquaporin 4. NCBI's taxonomy places the organism in Eukaryota, Metazoa, Chordata, Actinopteri, Syngnathiformes, Syngnathidae. Gene Ontology annotation, cellular component: plasma membrane; basolateral plasma membrane. The record is from RefSeq and is a predicted model, not a curated record. Gene Ontology annotation, molecular function: water channel activity. Bases 2556 to 3572 code for a protein of 338 amino acids. The transcript has 4 exons. Gene Ontology annotation, biological process: transmembrane transport.